CGGCAGUCGGCAAACGAACAAGGAAAGUGUGUUACAGUUUGUGAGUUUGACAUUUGCCGUUGUAGUGUUCGCUUGUUGUAAUCGCGGUGUAUUUGUUCCUCUAGUUUCACUAAGCAGUUUUAGUGUAAUUAUUUCUUUAUUUCCGAAUUAAUUCUUUCGAAUUAUCGCUAAAAUGGCAGACGUAGCUCCUGAAGUCAAAGAAACCGUCGUCGAAAAACCCGAAGUUGCUGAAACCGAGAAACCAGUCGAAGAAUCGGAUAAAAGCGAAAAAACCGAAAAGAACGGAGAUGCCGAAGAAACCGAAAGCAAACCAGAAAACGGAGUUGAAGACAAAUGCGCAUUGAAGAAUGGCAGUGUCAAACAAAACGGUUUUGCUGCUGAAAAAGAAGAAACAGAAUCUAAUGAAACCGCAGAAAGUAAUGAAGUAUGCGGUAUCAAAAGGAAAUCAGUAGGUUCAGAAGCUGGUGCUGAAGCCGAAGUAGAAUCAUCGGAAAAGAAACAGAAAUUAGAAGGCUCAGCGGAGCCGGAUGUCGCCGCUAACGGCGAUGCGGUCGAAGCGAAAGCUUAAUGUGUAAAUUUAAAGUAAAUACAUAAAAAUGACAUUUACUUCUGAAACGUUAUGAACGAAAACUAUGUGUAUUUAUUAUUUAAGUUUGGGUACCUAUUAUUUAUUUUAAGUUUUCCUUUUUUAAUUUUACAUGUGAUUUUAUGAUUUUUUUUUAAUUUUGAUUAGGUACUUUUUUCUUUUUUAAGUAAGGGAUUUGGCAUUUUACAGUAUUUUAUCCGUGUAUAUGUUGAAUUAGUUAUAUAUAUGAAAUCGUGACACGUAGAUUUGAUUCGAAUAUAAAUUGUUUCCUUAUUAAUGACUACGUAAUUGUUUCUCAGCUAUCUGUGUUCAUAUAUAUGAUUAUCUCGUACUUCCACUAAUGCAUUUCUCCCUAAUCGACUCCAGUGUUUUUUAGUAACAUUCAUUUCGGACCCUUUUAAUAUCGGUUAAAAGAAGACUUGGUAAUUUUUGUAAUCAAAACAGUAUUUGAAUCAGUGUAGUUUUUUUUUGUACGUUAUUUUAAUUUCAUAUCAUACUAGAAAUUAUCGAAAAAUUUCAAUUCCCUAUUCAAGUUGACUAUUUUCUUUUCAUUCAAUGGUCACCGCGCUUAACUUUUAAGGUAUCGAAUCUUACAAUAAUAAUACAUUCGCAUGUGUAAUUUUGAUCUUGGAUGUAGAUAAGAUCUUUAAAUUUAUCCGGUUCAAAAUUUACUGAAACGUUUCUUAGGUUUUUGCCAAAUUUCCUGAAUAAUUUUAUGAUUUUUUUUUCCUGAUGUACGAAUAUAGAUUAAAUGUUCUGUUGAUAGUACCCUAUUUUGUAGUAUGAAAAAUGGCCAUAGUUUACGAUUUGUCCCCCCGUGAAAAUUUUCUCAGUUAUUCGAAUGUGUUUAUUCCUAUUGUAAAAUUUACAUGUUGAUUUUUCAUGACUGGAUUGUACUAUCAAUAAAGUGGUCUCGUUUGAAUAUUUCUGAAUCUUUACAUUGCAACUGUAGUACAAAUUUACGAAACACAAUUACAUAUGAAAAUUUUCAUUUGUUGUUACAUUUAAGCGUUUAAUAUUUAAAUAUAAGCAAUAAUGAGUAGAA
This is a messenger RNA of Planococcus citri (citrus mealybug), 1631 nucleotides long. RefSeq lists its product as uncharacterized. Bases 173 to 568 code for a protein of 131 amino acids. The transcript is spliced from 3 exons. NCBI's taxonomy places the organism in Eukaryota, Metazoa, Arthropoda, Insecta, Hemiptera, Pseudococcidae. The record is from RefSeq and is a predicted model, not a curated record.